Messenger RNA from Pichia membranifaciens NRRL Y-2026, 1120 nucleotides. RefSeq lists its product as hypothetical. Bases 41 to 709 code for a protein of 222 amino acids. The transcript has a single exon. NCBI's taxonomy places the organism in Eukaryota, Fungi, Ascomycota, Pichiomycetes, Pichiales, Pichiaceae. The record is from RefSeq and is a predicted model, not a curated record.
ACCGGAGAUCCCAGUAGCGGCAGCAAAGAAGAAAGGAGCCAUGUUUAAGAGUAAGAAAACAAAGCAGCAGUCUCUCAAUGUGGUUGACAACCUUCUGUCGAACUACUUGCAGGUGUCAGACAAGAAGAUCUUGAAAAGCAAAGAGAAGGGACAAAAAGGACAUGCUGCCAGCAAGAUCCUUGAGCUGAAUUCGAAGCUAGGGAACUUCAAGAAAACCAGAGAAGGGCUGCGGAAGCACAAGGACAAGGAGAGGAAGAUGAGAAACAAGAAGAUGAAGGGAAUAGAGAAGAUCAACGAGAAGAUUGUGCGACAGAGCAAGCUCGAGAGAGGAGACCGCGAGGUGAUAGACGAGAUAGUGAGCGCCAAGUUGGCGGACUUGAAGAAGAUCGACCUGGUGAGCAGAGAUGAGGAUCUGCUGGAACUACAGAACGACAUUUUGACUCUGACGGGCGGCGAGAGCACCAAGAGCAUGCUCAAAAACCUGAGAGACAAGCAGUUCUUGGAGAGAAAGAGACGGACUGCCGAAAGGGCCCGGUUCGAGGACAAGGUUUCCCGGGGGGUUGUUGCCGUCGGGGGGCUCACCCCGGGGCUUGCGCAGCCCGACGGCGACGACAGCGACGACAGCGACGCCGACGACCAGAGCGCCGACGACGCCGACCAGGGCGCCCUUCCAGCCGGCUUCAGGGACGAUUUCGACGAGUUCCAUUAGUUUUGUAUACGUAUAUUCAGGUAAAGUCAGACUAUAUAGCGUGCUCGAGCUCUCUAUCUACAGACGUGUGUUGCAGGCCCCCGGGCGCUCAGUUGCGCUCCUGCACCGGCUCCUCCGCGGGCUUCCCGUCGUUCUCGAACGGCAACUCCUUCCGGGCCUCGUCUAGCAGAGGCUUGAUGCCCUGCUUCGCCAGGUGCACGUCGAUGCACUCCUUGUACUGCACCCAGAAGUCCUCGCACUCGUUGUGCAGGCCCUCUCCUUUCAAGAACUUCUCCGAAUACCACGAGUUGAAACAGCUGUCGUACUUCUGUUUCAAGUCGUUACACUCUGGCGCAAAAGACGUCGACAUAAGAUUUCCCAUUAUUUCACCUUGCUCUCUGCACCGGCCCGCCUCUUUGCUGUCUGGUCCUC